CAGGACGAGGAGGUGGACGGGCAAAGAGAAACACAGAGACAUAGACGAGGAUUGCAUAACGCGCUCGAUAUAGGAAAUGCGAUGAUGGAAGCUGAUGAUGUGCAGAUGCUGGAAUGGUUCUUGGAUGUUGAGGGUUCUACCGGUGGACUGUAGAUGAGGUUGUCAGAGUGUGAUGGUUUAGCUCAUGGAUUCCCUUUUGUAGAUUUUUGGAGAAGAUCCGUGGACUGCGUGUGACGAAAUUGGGCACAAGGGAUGCAGGAGAGGCAAUGGGGAUGGGGGAAAUUCUAGCAUGAGUUCUGGCCGAUUGUGAGCAGAUGGUGGCAUCCGUGGAGGCCCGUCAGCGGCUAGCGCCCUCACCCUACCGGAGGAAAUUAAUUUUGGAAGUGCAGAAGAAGCUUCAAAAGGCACUUGAUUCUCCUAUUCAGCGAGUGGAUCUCUUGCGUCAGCUCUUUACUGACAUCGCUUUGGAGGUGGAUUCCAGAGCAAGAGCGAGGCUCUAUGGGCUAGAUGAGAAUAGUGAAAGUUACAUCAGCCCCGAGUCAAAUCACGUAGUGAGACCUCUUUGCUUUUACGAAGUUCUGGCUGAGCACUACGCUCAAGUACCUGAAGAUGGCAAGGAGGUGCUCGAGCUGUUUCUGCAGCUGUGGAGCCAAUCUUUCGCAUCUCAAAUUUUUACUCUUCUCUUUUACCAGUGGCUCUUUGAGGUACCAACUGCAGAAUCAGAUAAAUACUUACGGUACUCCACAGCUUUUGUAGAGGGAGCGAGUAAUAUAUACUGGAUUGAUCUGCAAAGUAAUGAACAACGCUUCUUCUCUCUUUAUCAUUACACCUUAGAAGAGGUGGUCAUGAAGCAAAAACCAAAUGGAAAAGUUUCUAACCAGGCACAGCGUGACCUCAUUCUUAUGAUGUCAAGGUUCUUUUUCUUCUAUGAACCUGCCGCGCAGCUGGAUAAGUUGCUUGCUCAGUUCCCCACUUACCAUACCAGUCUGGGACCAUCCGAUCUAUUCGUGAUCGAGCUGACCGACCAGCUGCAAAGGGUGAAGGUGGAGCCAGUGCUAAUCAAAUAUCUUGAAUGUGCAAAAGUUCUGAAAGGUGUGGAACUGAGCGUUGCUACCAGCACACGUUUGAAGACUGCCCUAUAUAGCUUCACUUCUCCUGGGGGACCCUUGUAUCCAACAAGGCCUGUCAGGCAUGCCGCUUGGGAAACCUUAGAUUAUCUCUUUCCGAUUGGUAGGAAGUCGCGACACCUAAUUAGUCUGGGAUUUCGUUUGUUACAUCCUUACUACUGGCCGAUGUCGUUCUUGCACUUUGUGGUAAACACCAUUUUAUCCUCUUUGCGGAAGGUGUAUGCGAUCCUGCUAAGCAUCUGGCACUUGAUAUUCAAUCCCCGCCAUGUGCGGCAUUAGGACUGGUAGGAGGGAAUUUCCUAGUAGCUUUCCAUCUUUCGUUUCGUCUUUCCUAUGGGGUUAAUAAGUCCAUGUUUUAUUCCUUGCAAAUUUACCUCAACUCGCGUGGGUCUCCUUAGCACUUAAUAGUUGAUGAAACUUACAUUUUUCAUAAAGUUUUCCCGAAUUGUCAAGCGAAAACAUGUAGACAUCAGUUCUUGCAACCGAUCAAAGUCUCAAUGCUCGAUUUCGCUCCACAAUGCAAGAGUUUGGUGUACUUCCUGGCCAUUCCGCUUGCAGUACCAUAGGUUCUGCUCGAAAUGGUUGGGAGCCUCAAUUGUUCGAACAGUGCCAGUCAGUAGUUUUGCUUUGUCGAUGGACACUAAAAUUUGUGGUUCCUGCUUUUUGGAAGAGAAUCAAAUCGUCGCCGCUACGUGAGUUCAUGGU
This is a messenger RNA of Marchantia polymorpha subsp. ruderalis, 1832 nucleotides long. The record is from the annotation of a GenBank genome assembly. Lineage: Eukaryota; Viridiplantae; Streptophyta; Marchantiopsida; Marchantiales; Marchantiaceae.